AUGGCUACUAGUCGUUUGGAAAGAAUUGGCACAAUAUUCUCCAGAGUCGAAGGACUUCUUACACGUGGAGCCAUGAAGCCAGAUGAUAGGCCGCUUUGGUUCGACGUGUACAAAGCUUUUCCGCCUAUUGAAGAACCCAAGUUUGCAAGGCCGAAACCUGAAGCAAAACCUAUUAGAGAAAUUUUGUACAAAGAAGAUAUCGUGAGAGCAAAGUUUCAUGUUGCGGGACACGGCAUAGGAAUCAAUAUGUUAUCACAAGUCGGAGAGACACAAAUUAAAAGAUUAAUUCAACAAUACGAAAAAUUGAAAUCUGAAAAUGUACCUGAAAAUAACCUCAUCGAAAAAUCAGUUGCCGCUGUUUCUGCGGAACCACCAUUAUCUGUUACUAUAGUUAAAAGUGUGAAAAGUAUCAGCAAUCCGUGUAAGAUGUUACACUUCCGUCUCUUAAAUGGUAAAGCCUGCCAAUACUUUGUAAAAGAGUCUACAAAGGUCAGUGCC
This is a messenger RNA of Iphiclides podalirius (scarce swallowtail), 498 nucleotides long. The record is from the annotation of a GenBank genome assembly. Lineage: Eukaryota; Metazoa; Arthropoda; Insecta; Lepidoptera; Papilionidae.